This is a messenger RNA of Melanotaenia boesemani (Boeseman's rainbowfish), 3499 nucleotides long. RefSeq names its product caM kinase-like vesicle-associated protein. Bases 357 to 1655 code for a protein of 432 amino acids. The transcript is spliced from 12 exons. NCBI's taxonomy places the organism in Eukaryota, Metazoa, Chordata, Actinopteri, Atheriniformes, Melanotaeniidae. Gene Ontology annotation, biological process: peptidyl-serine phosphorylation. Gene Ontology annotation, molecular function: calcium/calmodulin-dependent protein kinase activity; ATP binding; calmodulin binding. The record is from RefSeq and is a predicted model, not a curated record. Gene Ontology annotation, cellular component: intracellular anatomical structure.
AUUCCGGACACUUCACCGCCCCUCUCCUCCUCCUCCUCCUCCUCCUCCUCCUCCUUCUCCUCACCUCGCAGAGCUCGACGCGCGCGCAGGCACAACAGAUGGUAACAUUGCUGCCGGACGCAGGAGCGGAAGAAUUUUGCGUUGAAGUACUUUUAUUCCUCUAAACUUCACAGGAACGUUGCGGGAUUCUCGAGGAUAAAAUCCACUUUUUGGCGUCACUGGAUCUUUAAAGACUCAAUUUGCUGUCAAGCUGCUGCAAGACGCAGAGACUGAGCUGAAGUUUGUCUGGAGCUGUUUUAACUCUGUGGUGUUGCUGCUGCACAGGAUUCGCUACAGAGACGCUGUCAGGAGUGGCCAUGUCGUUUGGCUGUUUAACAAUCCGGGAAAAGAAGGAUUACAACAAUCCUUCAGAUGUGACAGAUAAAUAUGACCUUGGUCAGAUUGUUAAGUCGGAAGAGUUCUGCGAGAUAUUCAGGGCCAAGGACAAAACUACCAUGAAAAUGUACACGUGUAAAAAGUUCCUGAAAAAGGACGGGAGGAAGGUCCGCAAGGCGGCCAAAAACGAAAUCCUCAUCUUAAAGAUGGUGAAGCAUCCCAAUAUUCUCCAACUGGUUGACGUCUACGAGACCAAAAAGGAAUACUUCCUCUUCCUUGAACUUGCGACAGGCCGGGAGGUGUUUGACUGGAUCCUGGAUCAGGGCUACUACUCCGAGCGCGACACCAGCAAUGUGGUGCGCCAAGUUUUGGAGGCCGUUGCCUAUCUGCACUCCCUGUACAUUGUUCAUAGAAACCUCAAGCUGGAGAACUUGGUGUACUACAACCGGCUGAAGCACUCCAAAAUAGUCAUCAGUGACUUCCAUCUUGCCAAGCUGGAGAACGGAUUAAUCAAAGACCCAUGUGGGACACCAGAGUACUUGGCUCCUGAGGUGGUUGGUAGGCAGCGGUAUGGCCGACCUGUGGACUGCUGGGCAACAGGUGUCAUCAUGUACAUACUGCUGUCAGGCAACCCUCCUUUCUACGACGAAGUCGAUGACGAUGAUUAUGAAAACCAUGACAAGAACCUGUUUCGAAAGAUCCUGGCAGGCGAUUAUGAGUUUGACUCUCCUUACUGGGAUGAAAUCUCUGAUUCAGCUAAAAGUCUGGUUGCCCGUUUGAUGGAGGUGGAUCAAGACCAGAGACUGACGGCCCAGGAGGCCAUCAACCAUGAAUGGAUCUCCGGUGGUGCAGCUUCAGAUAAGAACAUUAAGGAAAAUGUGUGCGCACAAAUAGAAAAGAACUUUGCCAGAGCUAAGUGGAAGAAAGCUGUUCGGGUCACCACCAUCAUGAAGAGACUGAGAGCGCCUGAACAGAGCGAGUCGAGGUCCACCAGCCCUGCAGCCGACGCCCCUGCAGACCCCGCGGCUCCCCAGGCUGCCCCCGACCCCCCCGCGCCAUCGUCUGCCACCAUGCCCGAAGGCGCCCCUGCUCCAGUCACAGAGCUCCCCGCCGGAGGGGAGGUGAGCCAACCGGAGGCCGAAGCCACGGCGGCAGUCUCUGCUGAAGAUCCCCAGCAGCCGAGCCCGGAUCCUCAGGGGGCCGCGCCCACGUCACGUUGCAAUGGCGAAGCUUCGGCCUCUCUUCACACAGCUGCCGAGGCUGGGGAUGAGCAGGGUUAAACGUCCACCCCCACAGCCACCCUGUGUGACCUCUGCAGCCCCCGCCAGCUCCUGCACACUGUAAAUUAGCUGCUAGCAUGGUGACACUGACUCGGCUUCUCUCACUCGCAGCAUCACUUCACGGAGGCUGCGCGCAACCUUUCCUCGGUGCUGCGUGGCAUUGGCUUUUUUCCUGUCUCGUUUUGUUCUUCCUGUAACGUGUAUCCACCAAACCCCCAUAAACCACAUCUUUCUCCUUGAACUUGAAAGCAUCAGAGGCAAAAUUCAUCUGCUGUGAGACUUACAGCUAAAGUCGCCUUUUGGUUGCUCUAAGUGAUAAGACAGUAAAGGAAGAUUAAAUUUAGCUAAAUAUGACUUAAUAAGCCAACUUGGGGAACAUCUCUGCCAGUUUUACAAUUAAACCAUUAGUUCUGAUGAUGAUUAGAAAGGUUUAACUCAAAAUUAGUCUCAUAUUUUGUAAGAGCUGGCCCUCACACGAUGAGAAGAUUCCUUGUAUUCCUUUCACAUGGGAAAUGUGUAUAACUUUACUAUCUAUUACUGUCUACACUACCCGGUAUUGUCCUUAAACAGUGUUGAGAUUGGUGACUGGGAGUUUUUAAGCCCAGUUCUCUACUUUUUUGAAUGAGGCAGCUUCACACACACACAAACGUGAUGUUCAUUUUCUAAGUUCCUGCUCAGGAAACAAUCUCACAGCUGUACAUGUAAAGAUUCUGUACAUAGAAACCUUUGUAGAAGUAGCUGAAAGAGCAUGCACUCUCCCUUUCUGCUGUCCGGUUUCCACGUCCUCCCACGUGGCGGAUAAAGACGAGUUACCGCCAACCUCAUCUUAUCGCCGGCCACAGCACCCGCGCUUCUCGCCACAAGCCUCGUCUAUGCUAACGUCCUUUUCAGAAGCUACUGAACGCAUUACUACUGUUCUUUCUCGUGCUCUCGCUGUAAAUGUAAGUUACAUGAAGGAAAACACACUCUUCAUCACAGUGCAGUUCUAUGCAUCCAAAUUUAUUUGUAGCUUUUUGUUUUUAGGCACCACAACAAAUGACAUGACAUCUUUAUCCAACUUGGGAAAAAUGUUUUUGUAUUUUUUUCCACUAGAUGUCGUUUGUAUCUUAAACACAUCACGUGUUCAGGUACACGAACGCAGCACAAGUCUGCAGACUGGGUGGAAACUAAAAACCUGCUCAUAGCCAACCAUGUUUAGGGAAAGACUGUUUGUCAACAACUGUUUAGAAUUUAUUUAUUUAUUUAUUUGCAUUUACAAGUCAACAAAAAUGAAGACAGGGUCGGAGAAGUUAUUUAUACCAACAUACAAAGAGAGAAAGGAAAGCAAAACAAAGCAAAAAGAACAGCAGGUCAGCAAAUGAUUGAAAGUGUAAGAAAAUUCUUUAUAUAAUUAACAAUGUAGGAUGGCAAAAAAAAAGAGUAAAUAAAGUUUAAAAGCAGAAAAGCCAAAUAAAGAAAAGAAUAAUUAAAUUAUGAUUUAAAUAUUGUUAUAAGAUAUGGUGAUUCAAACACCUUUAUAUAUUCAUUAAUUAAUAUUUCUCAUAUAUGCUUCAAUUUUUCAGCUUUUCCAGUCACUUUUGUUUCAGUUUGUUUAUUUGAUUUUUAACGUUGAUGAACAAAAAUAACAACUUCUACCUUCCUGUCACUGGUCCCCUCCAGCAUUAAUAAUAAUAAUAAUAAUAAUAAUAAUAAAUGACCUACAGGUAGAGAUGUCUUUAAUCACUCUGGAGGAAAUUGAGCAAUACUUGCUGCUGCAGAAACUGUGAUUCUUGGUGUCCUUUUGUACCUGUAAGAAGACGUCUAGUCUUUGCCAGCUGUCAGGUCCUCCACACACACACACACAC